AUGGAUGAUGAUAUUUAUAUGGACAGUUUUGAGGAAAAAUUUCUUGACACAGCAGAAGAUUUUUAUUGUCGAAAAAAACUUCCUAUUAUCGAAUCAAACGAUGAACUGUUGGAAUAUUUAAAAACAACAGUACAAAAUAUUGAUUUUGAAAUCAAUCAAGCGAGAGCGUAUCUACCUGAAGAAAAACCAACAUUGAGAAUAUUUACAGACUUAUUAAAAAAGAAACCUUUUUCAAAUAAUAUUCUCAAUGUUAUUGUGGGAAAACUUCAAUUACUCGUAUCAGAUGAGAAUAAUUAUCAAGAACUAACUGCGUUAUUUGAACCUAUUCGUGAAUUAAUAAAGUUAAAAAAUGAAUUGCUAAAGUUAAUUGAAACUCAUAUUUAUGAAAAAGCAAUGAAUACAAUUGAGUCUAUCAGUGACGAUUUAAUUAAUCGUCAUGAUGUCAUAACCGUUGACGCUAACACUGAUAUAACAAAAGGCUUAAAUUCUGAUAUUCAUAUACGAGCUUCAAUGUUAAUUUUACGAAUGUCCAGACAAGAAAAAUCUGAUAUUAGAGAGUAUGCUAAACUUUUAUAUCCGAAUCAAUGUGAUAUUAAAAGAUAUAUCCUUUAUAAUACGAAUCAAUCUUCAUCGUCAAUGAACUUUCUCGUCUUAGCUGAUAGCCAUGGAAAAAAUCUCGGCCCAAGAAAUACAGCAGCGUAUAAUAUGGUCGUGCAUACUGUUUUAGGUUUUAGUUGGUUCAACAAUUAUGAAAGAAGACUUUGUGGUUCUACAUUACUAGCAUCAAUGCCAUUUCGACCUUCUUUAUUUCAGGCUAGUACAAUAUUAUAUUGA
Adineta steineri is the source of this 834-nucleotide messenger RNA. The record is from the annotation of a GenBank genome assembly. Lineage: Eukaryota; Metazoa; Rotifera; Eurotatoria; Adinetida; Adinetidae.